AUGUCAUAGUUAUCUGAAUCCUCAUCAGAGUUAUUUGUAAAUUGUGAUGAAGAAGUUACAGCUAUCUGUAAAAAGCUAUAACAAAUUCUAACUACUAUUGAUAUUCAAGAAGAUAAAAUUUUUGCAUUAAAGGAAGCAUAAAGUUGUAUUGAUUCAGCAAAUGAAAAUGUAAAUAUUUUGAUAAGCAAAGUUAAAAUAAAUGGAAGUAGAAUUACAAGGUUUCGAGAAGAAUAUUAAGGAUAAUUUAAAAUAGUAAUUUAUUUUGCAAAAAAGAAAAUUGGAUGAAAUAAAUAAAAUUUAUACUUAAAUGAAAUCUAAGUAUGAAAUUUAAACAUCCAAAGAACUAUUAUUUGGUAAAGAUUAAUAAAGACAAAAACUUCUAAAAGAAUAAGAACAAAUAUAUGAUUAAAAUAUGAAAUUGUAAGAUGCUAAAAUGGUUAUUUAUGGAGUAGAAAAGGAAGCUAAUGAAAUUUAAAUUAAUUUACGUAGACAUACAGAUAAGUUAUCUAGUAAUAUUGAAAAAUAAUAACGUAGAUAUAUAUAAUAAUUUUAGCUAUUAGAGAUGCAUUAGGUAAUUCAUAUGUAUUGAUAAAAACAAUGUAAAAUAGAAUUAGAAAUAAUAAAUUAGUAUUAUUUGUAGUUUGUGGAAUCAUUUUAUUUGCAAUUCUUAUAAUUAUUUUCAUGCAUAUGUGA
Paramecium primaurelia is the source of this 693-nucleotide messenger RNA. The record is from the annotation of a GenBank genome assembly. Lineage: Eukaryota; Ciliophora; Oligohymenophorea; Peniculida; Parameciidae.